AUGGCUACUACUUCUAAACCAUUACUUCUUAGCGACAUGGUUGCCUCUGGUGAAAUGAACCAAGUCCCUUCAAAAUACAUUCAUCCCAUCACCGAACGCCCCAAUUACCAAAAUGUUGUUCCUGACUCCAUCCCUGUCAUUGACCUCCAAAACCUCAACGGUCCCAACCGCUCUCAGGUACUCGAUGAAAUCCGUCGAGCUUGCUCCGAUAACGGCUUCUUCCAAGUUAAGAACCAUGGCAUACCCGAGUCCAUCAUAGCCAACAUGAUGCAAAUGGCUAGAGAAUUCUUCAACUUGCCAUUACAAGAAAGGCUCAAGAUGUACUCUGAUGACCCCACCAAAGCCAACAGGCUAUCAACCAGCUACAAUGUACGUACUGAAAAGAUUUCUCAUUGGAGAGAUUAUCUUGGACUCCAUUGCUACCCGCUCCAGGAUUACAUUCACCAAUGGCCCACCAACCCCGAGUCCUUUCGGGACAUUGCGGCUGAGUAUUGCAGGAGUGUUAGAGUGUUAGCGCUCCAACUGGUUGAGGCGAUUUCGGAGAGUUUGGGGCUUGAUAAAGACUACAUCAGUGCACAACUGGGGUCGCAUGCUCAGGUAAUGGCCUUGAACUACUAUCCUCCAUGCCCACAACCCGAUUUGACUUACGGGUUGCCUGGACACACUGAUGGGUAUGUCCUCACCCUCCUUCUUCAAGAUGAGGUCUCUGGUCUUCAACUGCUCAAAGAUGGCCAGUGGGUUGCUGUUGAUCCAGUUCCGAACGCAUUCGUCAUCAACAUUGGUGAUCAAAUUCAGGUGAUAAGCAAUGACAAAUACAAGAGUGCUAUGCAUCGCGCUGUGGUGAACUCUGAGAAAGAAAGGAUAUCUAUACCUACUUUCUACUGCCCAUCACCUGAUGCAGUGAUAGGCCCUGCUCCACAACUGGUAACCGAUGACGAGCCUGCUGUGUACCGACAGUUUACAUUCGAGGAGUAUAAUCGUACGAUAUGGACAGGUGGGCUUCACGAGUGCUUGGAUGCGUUCCAUGCUACUUAAUGUUGAGCUUUUAUGUCGUUGAAAGAUCGGGUCCUUAGUAUUAGUCUCUUGUUGAAGAUAGAUUUGAGUCAAAGGUACCUCUAGAAUAAUGUGGUGGGUUUUCCUUCCUGAUGAUCAGUUAGUUAGUUUUUUUUAAUUUCCGUUGUAAGUUCCUGCUGGUUUAAGCAGUGGUUAUGCAUGCAUUUAAUAAAGGUUGACAAUUAUCUAUGUGAUUGAUAUACCAAAACUUAAUUGCUCAAAAAUCAUUAGCCCAACUACUGAAU
Helianthus annuus (common sunflower) is the source of this 1298-nucleotide messenger RNA. Its product is annotated as protein DMR6-LIKE OXYGENASE 2. The transcript has 2 exons. NCBI's taxonomy places the organism in Eukaryota, Viridiplantae, Streptophyta, Magnoliopsida, Asterales, Asteraceae. The coding region runs from base 1 to 1035 and encodes 344 amino acids. The record is from RefSeq and is a predicted model, not a curated record.